This is a messenger RNA of Beta vulgaris subsp. vulgaris (sugar beet), 1313 nucleotides long. RefSeq lists its product as hypothetical. The coding region runs from base 1 to 759 and encodes 252 amino acids. The transcript has a single exon. Lineage: Eukaryota; Viridiplantae; Streptophyta; Magnoliopsida; Caryophyllales; Amaranthaceae. The record is from RefSeq and is a predicted model, not a curated record.
AUGGUGAGUGGUUUCAUUUGUGGUACAAAUAGUUUUCCUGAAGAAGAAGGUAACUUUGAUAGACGAACUCGAAGCGCAGAUUCUUCACCACAAAAAACAAGAUCAAAGAGCAGCAACAAGAACCCGUAUUCGAGUCGAGGCCUAGACAAAUUCUCAGCUCUUCUUGUAGAGAUUGAAGAAAAAAGACAGCAAAUCUACUCUCAAGUUCACCCUGAUGAGAUUUCCCUCGUUCGUUUCGCCUACAAUGGUGAUCAUGAUUUCAAACCCAUUGUAGUCAAGGUUAAAGCUAAAGCUCAUGAUCAUCAUCAUGUUCAUGCACCACCCAAGCAACUACCAAAGAAUGCUGAUAAUAAUAUUCAAAAACCUGCACUUCUAAGUAAGCUAAAUUCCUCAUCAUCUAUGAACAUCAAAGAGGAUAUUAAGGCUUGUGAAAAUGAGGCUAAUAAUAAUUCAAAGAACAAAAAAAUGGGAUUUAGUAGAAAAGUAGGGUUUUAUCAAUGGAAAAAACCAAAUUUUUACUUGCCCAUGAUUGUUAUUUUAACCUUGGUGUUUGUGGUAUUAUUUGGGAGAUCUUUUGCAAUUAUGUGCACUUCAAUUGGGUGGUAUGUUAUUCCUUCCAUUGCAAAAAAUUCAAAAUCUUAUUCCAAAUCAAGGGUUUCUUUUAAGAAGAAAGAUUAUGCAAUUAGGAGAUUGAGUGACAAGAAACUUGUGACAAGUGAAGGAACAAAGUCCUUUAAGACAUCUGAUGGAAGAUCUUAACCUAUUUACUAGCACGGAAACAAUUGGGGUUUCAGAAACAAAAACGUUAUUAAAACGGGAGGCAUCCCGUGGCGUUCGCAGCUCGAGCCCCGAAAAGUCCGAAAACGUGUGUUAUAAUCUUCAAUUUUUCCGAACAAAGUCCUGACCUUCUAAUGGAAGAUAUUAACAUCAAAUGGUGAAUUGGAAGAUUAUUUUGACUCAUUCCAUACUCAUUAUCAUGGUUGCUUUAGGCCUUAGGGUGUACAUUUUGUUGUGCAGAUUAGAUUUUUGUUAGAAUUUUUUGUUUGUUUGUUUGUUUGUUUGUUUUGUAUAGGGUAUAGGAAACUAUAUUGUUUAGGUAAUAUCUGUAUAUUACUAUGCAAAAAUGAGGAUGGAAGAUGAACCAGGGUAGAAGAGGACUCUGUUUUACGUCCAAGUUUUUAUUUUCCAAUUACUUCAUUAUUGGUCUUUCUUAUCUACGUGUUGUAUAUUCCAAAUCUGAGGGCGCAGUUGCGCACGUCUGCUGAAAUGUAAAUGAAUUGAUAAAUCUAAUCUAAGCUUUGGAUUUUUUCCCC